AUGGAAAAUCGAGAUGUGGAUAUCAUUAUCGAUACCUUCAAGCUUGUUGUAAGCUCCGUGAAAGAACAAAAAGAUACCAACCAUUUUUCACGAACUAUUAACAUGGUUCCUAGUGUGUUCCGAGAUCUUAGUCCGGUUUCUUUCGACCCUCGUGUGGUCUCUAUUGGUCCUCUUCAUAGACACGACGAACCUCUACAACUAUUUGAAGACCAAAAAGCGACUUAUGUAGAUUCUUUAUUGCAUCGUGUUCCUUCACCACCAGAACAAACGCUAAAAGAAUGUUUGCUUAAGGCGGCUGCUUCAAUAGACAUGAUAAGGGCAUCUUAUCCACGCAUCGAGAAGGCCUACAGUGACACUGAGCUUUCCACAAUGAUGGUUAUGGAUGCUUGUUUCAUACUUGAAUUCAUUCUCAUGAUUUCCAAAUCCAGCGAUGAACAAAAACACUUGUUGCGUGGCUCGCCUAUGCUAUAUGACUUAGUGCUGCUAGAAAACCAGAUCCCUUUCUUGGUUCUUAACCUCAUCUUUGACCUCACCAUUGCCAAAUCUCAACUUACAAACACUCUUACUGAGCUUCUUAUUGAUCUUGUACAAUUUUUCAACAUCUUUGAAACAAAAUUAACAGUCAGUGAUAGAACUGUAGAUUUUCAUCUUGAUCAUAUUCUUGGUUUUCUAGAAACAUGUUACUGGCCAUCAUUGAAAUAUACUCCUUCAGAAGGACUACCUGGUUCAGCAAUCCACUCAACUAUAGAGCUGAAUAGAGCAGGGAUUAUCUUUUCUCCUUAUCGAGAUGAAAGAUGGCAAAUGACAAUGGAGUAUAAAUCAUCUAAGUUUUCCUGUUUUUCUUGGUUUUGGUUUAAGCCUAGUCUUAGAAUGCCAGUACUACGCAUUGACAACAUCACUGAGUUGAUUUUAAGGAACCUCAUUGCUUACGAACGGACAUCUACCUAUCCUAGUUAUAUAACAUCAUAUGCCGCAGCAAUGGAUAUGUUAGUUGAUACUGAAGAAGACAUUGCUAAGUUGAUAGAAUCAAAAGUCGUUCUAAACCAUUUAGGCUCAAACGAAAAGGCUACAAGUAUGAUUAACAGCAUAUGCGCACAAAAUCGUUUGGAAAACUUUUAUUAUGUUGAUCAGUGGCAGGAGUUGGAUGCAUACUACAAUAAAUACUGGCCGAAAAACAUUGCAGCAUUGAAGGGUACAUAUUUUAGUAGUCCAUGGAAUACCAUUGCUCUACUUGCUGGAAUCAUCCUCUUUGCUCUUACUGUCGUUCAGACUAUUUAUACUGUCAAUGCAGCAUAG
Messenger RNA from Lactuca virosa, 1296 nucleotides. NCBI's taxonomy places the organism in Eukaryota, Viridiplantae, Streptophyta, Magnoliopsida, Asterales, Asteraceae. The record is from the annotation of a GenBank genome assembly.